This is a messenger RNA of Trametes versicolor FP-101664 SS1, 465 nucleotides long. Its product is annotated as thioesterase. NCBI's taxonomy places the organism in Eukaryota, Fungi, Basidiomycota, Agaricomycetes, Polyporales, Polyporaceae. The coding region runs from base 1 to 465 and encodes 154 amino acids. The record is from RefSeq and is a predicted model, not a curated record. The transcript has 2 exons. Gene Ontology annotation, cellular component: mitochondrion. Gene Ontology annotation, molecular function: fatty acyl-CoA hydrolase activity.
AUGUCAGACUCAGAUCCGAAGGCGUUGCGAGGACGAGAGCGCAAGCUCUAUCCGUUUUUCCUUUCCUACCGCACGCGCUGGAUCGAUAACGACCAGUACUCUCAUGUCAACAACUCCAUCUACUAUCACCUUUUCGACUCCGUCGUCAACACCUACCUCAUCCAACACGCACAUCUUGACCCCUCGCGCUCCCGCCUCAUCGGCCUCGUCGUAUCCUCCUACUGCCACUUCUUCUCCCCGGUCUCAUUCCCAGUCAUACUUGACCUCGGUCUACGUGUGAUAAAGCUUGGCUCUAGCUCUGUCACAUAUGAGGUCGCUGUUUUUGAAGAGGGAAGCCAUGUGCCGAGUGCUAUUGGCGGCUAUACCCAUGUUUUUGUGGAUCGGCACACGAGGAAGAGCAGCCCGGUGGAUUCAGAUACAAAACUAGGCUUGGAAAAGUUGCUUCUGCUCAAUUCUAAAUUGUAA